Myripristis murdjan (pinecone soldierfish) is the source of this 3304-nucleotide messenger RNA. Its product is annotated as zona pellucida sperm-binding protein 3-like. Gene Ontology annotation, cellular component: extracellular matrix. NCBI's taxonomy places the organism in Eukaryota, Metazoa, Chordata, Actinopteri, Holocentriformes, Holocentridae. Gene Ontology annotation, molecular function: acrosin binding. The transcript is spliced from 9 exons. Gene Ontology annotation, biological process: egg coat formation; positive regulation of acrosome reaction; binding of sperm to zona pellucida. The coding region runs from base 63 to 1214 and encodes 383 amino acids. The record is from RefSeq and is a predicted model, not a curated record.
CCAUACAGCUGCGUGCGUGCACAGCACACCUGUAAAAUGCGUUGCUCUUAAUUACAACAUAAAUGGCGAGUUUGUUAAAAUAUACGAACUGCCUCCUCUAUUUGAUGAUGUCCCUGUUUGUGCACGGCGUCCCUUUUGCGGAGGAAAGUAUAGUACAAACACGGGGGGAAAAAUCACUUGAACUCGAAUGCGGAGAGGUUCAAAUGAGAAUAACCGCGAAGCGAGAGUUUUUCGACGACAGACGUGUCCCGUUCAGCCCUGAAUUUCUUCAAGUCGGAGAGAACACGGUGCAGCAGAGCUCGUGUAGAGCCGCCUCAGAGGGAGCCACACCUGUAUCUGAGAUGGUCAUCUCUGUUGGAUUACAAGAAUGUGGGACUGAGUCCAGGGUUCAUGGGGAGUGGCUUGUCUAUUCCAACCAGUUGGUGCUGUUUCCUGCAGUUAUUCCAAUCUCUGGAGGUGGUUUGAUAGUCAGAGGGGCAACAACUGUUGUACCACUUGUGUGCCGUUAUAAGAGAAAGUGGAGAGUAAGUGGAGAGCCAUUGACCCCGACCUGGCUGCCCAUGACCUCCACUAUCACUGCCUUUGGCCUGCUGCACUUCUCUCUUCGUACCAUGACAGAUGACUGGAGCUCUCCACGUAGUUCGUCAGUGUACCAGCAGGGGGAGGCAGUGUUGCUGGAGGCUAGUGUGGAGGCUCCUCUGCACCCGCCUCUCAGGAUCUACGUAGACUUCUGUGUUGCUACACUGAAGCCUGACCCUCUGUCCUUGCCCAGCUACAAAUUUGUCACUAACCAUGGAUGUCUUGUGGACAGUGUAGUACCAAAGUCAUCCUCUGAGUUCCUUCCUAGGGAGCAAGAUAACAGGCUACAGUUCAGUGUCCAGGCCUUCCUCUUCAGCCAUAGGUCUGGGGACCAGAUGUUUAUCAACUGCCACCUCAGGGCUACUCUAAGACACAAUCCACCUAACCACCUCAACAAGGCCUGCUUCUUCCACAGAGCCACAUUCAGCUGGCGUGCCACAGAGGGAGACAGUGUUCUGUGCAGCUGCUGUGACACAGAAAACUGCAUUAGGCAGACUGGAGGGAAGACUGAUGAUCACACUGGACACACCACUCAGCCAGGAACAGGAAAGGAGUAUGAGGCAGACACAGAAGUUGGCCCACUUCACAUCCUGCCAGUCUCCCACUGGACAGGCCACUUGUCAGUCAAUCACUAAAGAGCCUUUUUCAACUUUAUCUCAGCACACACUGCAAUGACGGGGUUCCUGUCCUAGAAUUUCCACUCAACAUAGAGGAUCACAGGUGACAGGGCAGUCGCAGCGCUGGUGGUCCUCAUGGGACAACAAUACCCCAUGGUCUCAACAAAGUGAAAAGAUUAUCCUCUUACUGUGGACGCCUGUACGCUGUGAGACAAUAACUUCCGACCUCGCCAGCGGCUACUGCUCUGGCUCCUGCGUCCCUCACAGUCGGUCCCCCCAUUCUUUUAUUACAGCUUCCUGUCUUGUGUCGCGCCAGAGGAGCAGACCUGGCUGGCUCCGGUCCCAAAAACUGAAUGAGAAAGCAUAACGUGCGCACACACACACACACACACACACACACACACACACACACACACACACACACACACACACACACACACACAGACACACACACACACACACACAGACACACACACAAAAACGUGCUUUCCCUCCUGCAACAGUCAUGCACUUUCACGGCCUUCUAUUUACUAUGAUGUGAACUCUCCCUCCCCUUGCUGUUUGCAUCACUGACUCCGGCCUGUCUUUGUUUACUAAUCAUAGGGGUGGGUGUGAGGAAGGCACAGCGAGAGUCUUUGGGUUCAUCCCCAACUUUAUGUUACCCCUCCCAUUUUAAAUCAUUCUAAAUCCAAUGACUGUGUCCCAUUCCAACCCAGGAGUCACUGUGACGGGACGCUCCUGCCCCCACAUCCCCCACAGUCCCUCACCUCCCACCCCAAGCCCCUGCCCUGAUCGCGAUGCAUGGCUUGCAGCACGUACCUUGUCUCCUUCUCCUCUCUCUCUUUCAUGUUGGCUCAGACAGAGCAAACAGCCCUGGAGCUUUGAGCAAACAGUGCAACAAUCUGUCAACAUUGUCGUCAGCUUAGCACUGCACUGACCAUAAGAGUUUGAGCUGACUUGAUAUAUAUAUACAUAUACAUGUAGAGACUGACACUCAAGUUUGAAUAGAAUGUGUAAGGCUUACAUUUAUAACACCUGAUAAAUAUGGCAGUGAACUAGUAUGAAUUUGAAGAUAUUGCCUUCCAGCUGUUAUGUCUUGAUUACCAUACAUUUUUCCAAUAAAAUUGGUGAAAAUAAAAACACUACAAUUUGGCGACAGAUUUUUGCCAUUUUGGCAUCAAAUUUUGAGAAAAAGAACUGUUGACCCACAACCCCAGAAAUCAUUAUAGACCUUUACUUAGGUAUAAACAGUGUUAUAAUGAGGUAUGCAUGCUGGCACCUGGUGUGUACCUUUAGAUAAACCAUUACUUCCUUUCGCCCCACCGCCCACCCCUCUUCAUGACACAGUGUAUACUUCCAGGAAAUUUCAAGUAUGGUCCUCUUUCAAAUGGCAGUGUGAGGACACAGGGCAUAAAGGGGCCUAUUUGAGGAGCCAAAGUGCAGAAAAUGGAGUUGUGGUUGGAUGCCUGGUAACACAUCCCAUCUAUCACUCAUGGAUUGUCUUUAUUAGAUAUAAGUUGUGUAGCAUGCUGUUAUGUUGGAUCCAAGUUUUUUUUGCUAUAAUUUCAUUAAUGAUAACUGAACACAUCCACAAAGAUUCUAUAAUAUGACAGUGCAUAUCAUACACUAAAUAAUUAAUGCCAUUCCCAGAGUAUAGACUUAAAAUUGUCUCUGGUGGGAUAACCAGCCUGUCCUAGGCCUAUUUGUUUCAUUGUAUCACAAGGAAGCCAUAUCAAGAGGAAACUAUUCAAAGAAUGCCGUCUGCUACUACAGUGGAUGAACUCCAGCCCUCUCGCUGAACUUGAGCAGUUUCCUUGAAAGAUUUUCAGCAUCUUCCUGUGGCAUGCCUUCUGUUUAGAUAACUGCUCAGAUAAGACAUUGUCACUUUACAUGCACAGGUUGGGGUCAAUCUCAUUUGGAUUGAUAUCAAGUUUGUUUAAAAGUCAUUUUACAGGAAAUAGUAUUUGUAGUUUAUUAGUAAUUAUUUCCCGUUGUGGAACUGUAUUGUACCAAUUCUUUCAACACAAGCACAAGAAACUGAUGCUUAUUUUUACUGUGCAUCAGUAAUUAUUGUCCAAAAAUCUGAAUAAUUCUCAAUAAAAAUGUCA